AAUCAAUGCUGGAGAUCCUUGUUGAUCAAUGCCUGAUCAAUAUAAACAAUUGAGCCAUUUAAAAACAAAUGUAACCACGGGCGGCAUGUUAUUACCAACCCUGUGAUAUCCGCCAGGGUUUGUGUUAAAUGUUGGAUUAAGGUCAACAACAACAUUUCAUUUUAAAUAGUGCCUUUCAACAAGACAAAGAGACUUUGCGGGGUGUGUGUGUGUGUGUGUGUGUGUGUGUGUUUUCAAUAUUAAAUACAGUUGUAGUCUUUGGAGAAAUCCGACAGGGCGACGCUCAGGGCGUGUCGCGCUCCAUCACGUGAUUCCCACAUACUGGAUGAAGAAAAUGGCAGACAGAGAAAGAGAUACAGUGAGUAUGGAAACCAGUAACAGCUCGGCAGGGCAAGCACUGGGUCCCAACAGCGCGACAGACACAGCGAUCUUCGGCCAGAUCCGGGGCUGUGAUCCCGGGACAGACGCAGACUCGUACAUGCCUGUCCCUAAAAAGUCAGGCAGUCACAAUGAAAGCGGUGUGGAAACAGCAGAGGAGGCUGUUGAGCCGGCAGAGCCUGACAUCAAUGAGCUGUGCAGAGACAUGUUCGACAAGAUGGCUGUGUUCCUGCAGGGAGAACUCACAGCUACUUGUGAAGACUACAAACUCGUGGAAAACAUGAACAAACUGACCAGCCUGAAGUACAUGGAGAUGAAGGACAUCUCGAUAAACAUCAGCCGAAACCUCAAGGAUUUAAAUCAGAAGUAUGCAGAUCUGCAGCCGUACCUUGACCAGAUCAGUCAGAUUGAGGAGCAGGUGACAGCCCUCGAACAAGCAGCAUACAAACUGGACACCUACUCCAAAAAACUAGAGGCCAAGUUUAAGAAGUUAGAAAAACGUUGAAGCUCAUCUGAUAACAGCUGUGAGGUUGAGAAGGCGUGUUUCUUUGGCUGGCUUAAUCCUGAUGCUCUUGUCCACGUAUCGCUCAGUACGCAGUGGAGCUUUUGACAUGUGGAAAACCAUACGACCUGGAUUAAGGAGGUGCCACCUUGAGAGGUUGCUGAUACUGAAAGCAAAAAAAACAACAACUUUGAAACAAACCUGGGUCUGCCCAUGCCUGUUUUCUAAAAUGUAUUUUCACAAAUAGAACAUUCUGGGAGACGUCCCUAUUCCAGUCAACACUGUGGGAGGGUCAUCUUGAGGUACUGUAACAAGGGUUUGUGGCAGCGUGACAUUCCUCAUCUGUGAAUGAAGAUUGUGUGAGCGGCCACUACCAUUAACCUUUCACGUUACCCCAUGGCUUUAAAAAGACAAGGGCAAAAGUUUAAAUCCAUUUUCACUGUUGAAGUUGCUGUGAACAUAGAUGUAACAUAUUGUGCUUGUGGCAUUGCAGGCCAUGUUAACAGCCCAGCUAUUUAGACAUACACGGUACCCUUGUUUAAACCUGUGUUGCAGACUUCAAAAUGAAAACCUUUACGAUUAGAUGAUUGCCAUUAAGGUAUUCAAGCUUAAGUAUCAACACUAUCAAUACCACUCCUAAAACACCUCUGAAGAUUGCAACAAAGGGUUAAAUACAGUGUCCCUGUAGGCAGCUACAGUACCUGGUAGUGUUGUGGGCCAGUCUGUUAGAUUUGUUUCCAUCUGUUUUAAUAGCUUGAUAAGUAUCUUGUUUGCUGGUCCUGUGCACAUUUAUAUUAACCCUAGCAGUAGUGGCCCCAGUGUUACCAGAUUCCCCUGCCCUGCAUUCCAGGGCCACCUUUAAAGUCUUGUGUUGGAUUUAACACAAGUUAGUUACAAGAAGCCAGUCAAAAUGAACAGAGUGAAACAGCCCAAGCACUUCAGAAAUGAGUCUGAUUAAGGGGUUGCUAAGAUCAGCAUAAGCCCCAGCUUGAAGUUUAUUAAAGCAUUUUACAGCAUUGAGGAACCUCUCUAGAUUCCUUCAGCCACCUUACCAUGGUUAUCCUGGGAUGACACCCCAAAGUGAGUGCAAUCUAGGGCCAUUCCCUGUUACAGUAAAUUUAAACUUGACUGCAGUCUGGCAUUAACCUUGGUUUGGUGGGAAACAUAGUAUGCCUACCAGCCACCAGAUGGUAGCAUUCCCCUGUUGAAUGGGUACACCACAGCGCAUCUGCAAUGUUAUGUAUCGGUUUGUAUAGUAUAAAUAAGUGAUCUACAGUAUGUAUGCGUGUAUUUUAGUAAAUAAGAGAUCAUGAAUGUAGGUAAAACUAUUUGAACCUUGAUUUUAAAGCCUUUUUAAAAAAGUUUGCAGACUUUCACUAAUCUUACCCUGUCCUUAUCAAAGGUAACAUUAGGUAGUCUAACACCCCGUUCACACUUGCGGUUUAGGCCAGCCCAGGGCUGCCUUAUCUCGUGUGAACGCUCGAAAAAUGAAAAAGCGGCCCUGGGCUGGGUGAAAUUUAGACCAGCUUUUUGAUGUGUCCUAAAGUACCAAUGUCGCCUCAGGGAUGGCCUGUCUGUAUCUGUGAACCCAACGCAGGCCCUGGGCCGGCCUUAGAGCGUCAAUGCAGUGACAUACCUCAAACCACUCCCCUAUAAUGUCGGUUUUAAGGGGUAGCACCCUUAGUGGUCCAUUUAUUCAGCGCUUAGGCCCCCUAAAACCUCAAGUGUGAACGGAAAUUUUGAGACGGCCCAAGGACGAUUCAGUAAGUGAAACGAGGUGUAUGAUUACCGCUUUCAACCUUGAAAUAAUAAUAAUAAUAAUAAUAAUAAUAAUAAUAGAAAAAUGUGAACUGAACUUUCUUCAUAUGGGACUGAACACCCUCCAGACAUUCACUCUGAAACAUGCUUCCAGUCCAGGAACUGUUUGUACCAUUCAGAGCUUAACAACACUGAUACGGCUGUUACCAGGGGCUUUUCAGCACAGUAAUACAGCAGAAUAAUGAGAGAGAGAGAGGAACGCUACCCACUUGUGGGGUGGUGCACCACAUCACCACAGAAACAAUUUAUACAGUUAAAACAAAACAAAAACAUAUCCAGUUCUUUAUAAUAUUACAAUAGAAUUGGAUGAGGAAUGGGAUUGUUGUGGCUGGCUCUUGGAAAUGCUCCUGAUGCUAAUUUGGGCAGGCUGUUUUUUAAGAACCUUCUGUAACUCUAAAGAGCUCAGCUGGGUGGGAUUACUAUCUGAUCUUGUGAUGAAGAUGUAAGAGAUUAGUAAGGGGCCUCACUGCUAAACACUAGGACAUGUGUGCUUAUGUGUUUUGACAGGAUCUCUGCCAGAGAACAGGUGGUUCCAUCUCCAUUAUCACUUUUACUCUUGUGGCUUUAAUAGAGUCGGUUACGCUACCUUAUUAUUCUUUGUGCAAUUCAAUUUUAUAAACCAAAAAUAAAACUGGAGAUCCAAUGAGUGGAAAUGGAGCUGUGGGUAUACAUAAUUAGGCUGGAAUUCAGUUUGGGUUGUAGAGGUAAUGCAGAACCUCAAGGGACCUUCCCUCAUUUAAUGAACCAGUUUUUCUAUGUAACACUAAAGUUACAAUGUCUGUUUGAUCCAGUGCUUAGUGCAAGGAAUGCUUCUUAAAAUAUAAGUAGAAAAAUAUGACUCUCGUUGCAAAAAAUAUGUAGCUAGCGAGUUAGUGAAUUUAACUGACUGCUGUAACACAUUUUCCUCCAAAUGCUUUUUAGCGCUGUAGCAUUUCUGUCCACGAGAUGUGAGCAAAAUGUCUUUACUUAUAGAUAUUUCCUGUCGUUGCUUUCAGGGAACAACAAAUAAGAGGCAGUAAUUCAAGUGAUCUAUCGACUAACUUAUUCUCUCUGCAAUCCACACCCCAUAAACCUCAAAUCCAAUAUUAAUAGUAUUUGAAAUGUGUAUGUAUUCAUGAUUAAUUCAAUGUUUGUAUCAGGGUUAAGUUGAAUUUAUAAAAUGGGGUUUCAUUGUUUGACCCUGAAGAAACCUUAGCUAGUGAACUAUUACCAGGGCACAGUAUUACCAGCAAUGACAUCACAAUGGAUUUGGAACAAAGAUUGCACUGUUACUCCACAAUGCAUUUCAUUAGAUUUGCUAUCAGAGCCACAGGUCCAGCACAGCUAGUUCAGUUCUGUUGCAUUUCAGUACAGUAUACUGCUAGCACACACUAGCCCAGGCAAGCUACGCAAAACAAUAAUUCCCUUUUAAUUUAUUAUUGUGAGGUCAUGGAACAGGCUGCAUCCAUUCAAAGACAAGUCCUUUCUGUUCGUGGCAAGACCUACACACGUUUUGCAUAAUACUGCCUCCUUACAUGUUUUCAAUUAACAAACUCCCAAUCACAAAGACAGCACAGGGAGAGUAGAAUGAGGGUUGGUUGGGGGCACUUUGAGUGGGUCCCUGGCACAUUAAUUAAUGAAAACAUGUGUCGACUCAAGUGGUUUUGUUUUUAUCAAUCUGACCUGGAUCACAGCCCAUGUUUUUUGUAAAUUUGUUUGAAGAAAAUAUUAAAUAUCAUCAAAAUCUUCAUGGCUGAUUUGCUGGCUAUAGAAAUAGAUUAAGUCUAAUCAGCAAUGGUGCCACAACCAUUUAAGUCCCUGAGUAAGCUCCCAGUUAGUGAGCAAUAGUAAUGGGCCCGCUAGCUGCAGAGAUUUAUUAAGGGUGACACUUUCAUCUUGAUCCUGAGCCUGAAUGCUGCGUCUGUGCUGAUUAGGUCUUGAAGUUGUGUUCCACUGUAGAAAAAAAAAACCCCAAAAAACAUGGGACCAGAGAAAGGGCUAGCUGGAAUCUUUUAGUACUCUUCCUCAUCUGUGAAAGGUGACCUACACCUUCUAGUCACUCCAGACCUGUAGAAAAAACCUCCAUCACCUGAUACAAAUACGCACAGAUCACGUGUUGUGCACAGAGACGCCAACUUCAUAUCCCCGUGGGGGGUGGGGGGGGGCUGCCAAAAGUAAUUCAAUUUUAUUUGCAUUUAACUGUAAAAAAAUGUUUUGACAUCCAAGCCCCUGUUUUGUCAAAGCAAGCUGAUACUCUGGAGUUUAUGUUUACAUCAUCAGAACUAAUUUUAAAAUAAAUCUGGGUGUCAUCGACAUAAGAGUGGAAAUUAAAACCAUGUUGUCUGAUCACAUUACACAGCAGUAGCAUAUACAGAUUAGAAAGUAAGGGACCAAGAACAGAGCCCUGUGGAACCCCCGAAACAUCAAGUAAUGAAUUGCAGGCCAAUGUCAGUGGCAGUGAGCUGCAUUAACGGUAAUGUCCCUGACUAUCCCAUGGGGGGUUGCUUAUUAACAAGCAGGUACAUUUCUGCUGUUAUUAAACAAAUAGUGAUCACAAUGUUGCAGCUAAUUAGAAACAGCUACCAGGACUGAUAAAAACAGUAAGACUCAAUAUUGUAACAACACAUUUUAAUCAUAUUAGAGAACCGGGAAUGUAAAUGCCAAAUCCGACUUCGUUUUCCAAUUGGAAUGUGACUUGCACACACUUUGACUGUUGGAACACAUUUGCAUACACGUACAGUAGCAUCAUAAACAGUGUACCAAAUAGACAGUCGCGAGUCUGACAAGGGUGGGGGGAGUGAAACCAUGAUGAAAAAACGCUUCCACAGAGAGGAUUCAGGACUUUUCCUCCCCUGAGCGCCCCAUGACAUCAGUGAAUAACUUGUUCAUUAUCUCCCUCUCUAGCCACUCUAGAAAAACAGCUUGCCCCAGUGGGGCUUUGUUUUAUGGUCAGUAAUAGAUCAUUGUUUGAUCUGGCCCAGAUAUCUACUUACAAGCUGCUCUGUGUCAAACUUGCUUUUGGCUUGGUUCAAGGCACCUGGUUCAGUUUAGGAAUGAGUGACGCUGCUGUUAGUCCCUCUGGGGGGUGUGUGUGCGUGUGUGUGUGUUAGUAAAUCAGGACAUGAGCCUCUAACUAUCUUUGCAAAGGUUACUGUUGUGCUCUAGUAUUCUAAUUUACAAGGCGGCUCGUAAUGGCUUCUGACACAAUACGUUUGUCACAGUAAACCAUUUCAAUGUAUUGCCCUACUGAGUACUGCCAUGCGUCACAGCUUCCAGCUGCAAGCUGCAUGAUUGAUGCUCUGGCCCAACAAGCAAGGCAACGAGGAGGAAUGAGAAAGAACAUGCAGUGCGUAACUGCCGAGCUGCUCCGAGGCUCCACAUGCUGGGAAUGAAAUCGCUUUAACCCACUAGCAGCUCCACUGUGUGUGGGAGCUUGCACUGGGACAAGCUUUCUGUCUUGUUCUCUAGCCAUACCCCUGCACAGAUGAUACACACUGGUAACCUAGUGCUGUACCCGAUGUACCAUGGCAGUACCAGUGUAUGUUCCAAUUACGGAUAGUUGGCCAGAGAAAAGAGUGGUCCUGGCUGUUGUCCGUCCAUGCAGUGUCCAGGCAGUCAGUGUUCGCUUGAGAAAGAGAAUUACGUUGCAGCAGCAGCAGCUGGAGGUUGUUAUUCUCUGUGCAAACAUAAAAACCGGAAAGGAUGCAAGUUUCCGUAUAGUCAACCAAAACCCCAGUGCCGUUAUAGCAGCUGGCAGGUGAUUUGUUUAUUACUGUUUUGUAAUCAUAAGUUGAAUCUGUACUUCAUUACACAUAACCUGAACAAAUAUUUAGAUUUUAAACCAAUACAAAAUACAUGGAGGGAUGGUUUUCAGCUGGCAGGGUAUGUUAUUUCUGGCCUGCAUUCUGAAAAACCUUAAAGGUAGCAUGUUACUCGCCUACCAGUGCCUUGAUCAGACUACACCCAGCUACCUCCGGACCCUCAUCUCUCCCUACACCCCCACCCAUCCUCUCCGAUCCGCCUGCACUAGAAGACUGGCUGUACCUCCGCUA
Polyodon spathula (Mississippi paddlefish) is the source of this 6729-nucleotide messenger RNA. Its product is annotated as biogenesis of lysosome-related organelles complex 1 subunit 2-like. The record is from RefSeq and is a predicted model, not a curated record. Gene Ontology annotation, molecular function: gamma-tubulin binding. The coding region runs from base 326 to 883 and encodes 185 amino acids. Gene Ontology annotation, biological process: lysosome localization; endosomal transport. NCBI's taxonomy places the organism in Eukaryota, Metazoa, Chordata, Actinopteri, Acipenseriformes, Polyodontidae. The transcript has 5 exons. Gene Ontology annotation, cellular component: BLOC-1 complex; gamma-tubulin complex; BORC complex.